This is a messenger RNA of Acanthopagrus latus (yellowfin seabream), 552 nucleotides long. Its product is annotated as gamma-crystallin M3-like. Gene Ontology annotation, biological process: lens development in camera-type eye; visual perception. The record is from RefSeq and is a predicted model, not a curated record. Gene Ontology annotation, molecular function: structural constituent of eye lens. NCBI's taxonomy places the organism in Eukaryota, Metazoa, Chordata, Actinopteri, Spariformes, Sparidae. Bases 13 to 552 code for a protein of 179 amino acids. The transcript is spliced from 3 exons.
CUGAACAUCAAAAUGGGCAGAAUCAUUUUCUACGAAGACAAGAACUUCCAGGGUCGCUCCUAUGAGACGAGCAGCGACUGCGCUGAGCUGACCUCCUACCUGAGCCGCUGCAACUCUUGCAGGGUGGAGAGCGGCUGCUUCAUGGUUUAUGAACGUCCAAAUUACAUGGGCCACCAGAUGCUGGCGAGGAGGGGAGAGUACCCCGACAACCAGCGCCUGAUGGGAAUGAGCAUGAGUGACUGCAUUCGUUCCUGUCGCAUGAUCCCCAUGCACAGGGGUCCAUUCAAGAUGAGGAUCUACGAAAAGGAGAACUUUGGAGGUCAGAUGCAUGAGCUGAUGGACGACUGCGACAACGUCCAAGAUCGUUAUCGUAUGUCUGACUGCCAGUCUGCUAACGUGAUGGACGGCCACUGGCUGAUGUACGAGCAGCCCCAUUACAGAGGCAGGAUGAUGUACCUGAGGCCCGGAGAGUACAGGAGCAUGAGAGAUAUGGGAAUGGGUCCCAUGGACAUGAGGAUUGGAUCCAUCCGUCGUAUCAUGGACUCCUGUUAG